This is a messenger RNA of Betta splendens (Siamese fighting fish), 984 nucleotides long. Its product is annotated as trace amine-associated receptor 13c-like. Gene Ontology annotation, biological process: G protein-coupled receptor signaling pathway. The coding region runs from base 1 to 984 and encodes 327 amino acids. Lineage: Eukaryota; Metazoa; Chordata; Actinopteri; Anabantiformes; Osphronemidae. Gene Ontology annotation, molecular function: trace-amine receptor activity. The transcript is spliced from 2 exons. Gene Ontology annotation, cellular component: membrane. The record is from RefSeq and is a predicted model, not a curated record.
AUGGAGACACUGGAGGAGCCUGGACUCUGCUUCCCACAGCUCUUCAACGCCUCCUGCCGAAAGCAUACAACACCUCGCUCUGAGACACUGUUCAUUUAUAUUCUGCUUUCCUGCAUGUCUGUGCUCACUGUGACUCUCAACCUGCUGGUCAUCAUCUCUAUCUCACACUUCAGGCAGCUCCACACUCCCACCAAUACCAUCCUCCUCUCUCUGGGUGUCUCGGACCUCCUUGUGGGCCUCAUCGUGAUGCCCUUUCAGAUCCUAUUAACAGAACCUUGUUGGUUCCUGGGUGACUUGGUUUGUGUUGUGUUUUUCUUUUUUGGCUUUAUCACUGUUCCUGCCUCAGUAGUAAACAUGGUGCUGAUCUCAGUCGAUCGCUACAUGGCCAUCUGUGACCCUCUACAUCACCCCACAAAAAUCACUCAAAGGCGAGUUCAAGUCUGUGUGGUCCUGUGUUGGGUUUAUUGUGCUUUCUACAGCUUUGUGAUUCUAUAUGACAACCUGAAGCAACCAGGCAGAUUUAACUCAUGCUAUGGAGAAUGUGUGAUUAACAUAAUCGGUGCGCUUCACAUUGUGAUAAGCUUCAUCAUCCCCAUCUCAUCCAUCAUCGUGCUGUAUAUGAGGGUGUUUGUGGUGGCUGUGUCUCAGGCUCGUUCCAUGCGCUCCCACGUUGCAGCUGUAAAACUGCAGCGUUCACUGACUGUGACUGUUCAGAGGUCAGAGCUGAAAGCAGCCAGGACUCUGGGUAUCGUUGUUGCUGUGUUUCUCAUGUGCUACUGUCCAUAUUUUUGUGUUUCCCUCUCUGGCUAUAACAUCACAAUGGCUUCUUCAACUAACACGUUUAUGAAUAUUUUACUGUUGCUCAACUCUUGUUUUAACCCUGUGAUUUAUGCCUUCUUUUAUCCCUGGUUCAGAAAAGCUAUAAAAGUCAUUGUUACAUUUGAGAUACUGCAGCCUCGCUCCUGUCAAACCAACAUUCUGUAG